Molecule: messenger RNA, 510 nt
Organism: Hydractinia symbiolongicarpus
Lineage: Eukaryota; Metazoa; Cnidaria; Hydrozoa; Anthoathecata; Hydractiniidae
Exons: 3
Coding region: 1-510 (169 amino acids)
Molecular function (GO): protein binding
Source: RefSeq, a predicted model, not a curated record
AUGGGAGCGUUCUCAUCAAGUGACUUUGAAAUCAUCGUUAAAACUGGAGAUUGCAAAGGAGCCGGGACCAUCAUUGCUAUAGAAAUAUCGCGUGGCACCAAAGGAUUCAAAGACGACUGGUUUCUGGAGUAUAUCAUAGUAAAACAACACACCAAAGUUGGUUCCACAUUGAAGGAUAUGUUUUUGAAAGAUAGAGAAUUUGCAUUUCCAAUUCAUAGAUGGAUCAGCGGCAAGAAGAAAUAUGUAUUUUAUGUGUAUGAUUCUAUCCUGCCUCAGUUUGACAAGAGGGUGAAUCAACGUUCACAGGAGUUACAAGAGAAGCGGAAGUAUUACAGGUUUUGUGAGGAUUGUUUAGGGUUACCAAGACAGGUAAAUGAAGGUGUAACAUUGCAGUAUAGUAAUGAGAUUUGUUAUUAUCUAUUGUUAUUAUUAUUUAUAGAAGAACUUCCGCCAGAGGAACAGUUUUCUAAUGACUAUAUGAAAAGUAAAGUAAUACUGCUUCGAAAUUAA